Molecule: messenger RNA, 1798 nt
Organism: Myotis daubentonii (Daubenton's bat)
Lineage: Eukaryota; Metazoa; Chordata; Mammalia; Chiroptera; Vespertilionidae
Gene: RARRES1
Product: retinoic acid receptor responder 1
Molecular function (GO): metalloendopeptidase inhibitor activity
Source: RefSeq, a predicted model, not a curated record
CGGGGCGCAGGGGCGCGGGGUCUGCGGGAAUCCCCGAGGGGGCGCGGCCCAUCGGGACCCCGCGCCCUGCCGCUGGCCGCCCGGGGGCGGAGGGGAGGGGCCCCGGCAGCCUUAUUUCCUCGAGCGUCGCUCCGAGCCCGGCCCGUGGAACGCAGCGCCAGCCCUCCCGCGUCCAUGCAGCCCCGCCCGCAAGCGCAGCCCGCCCCUGGGCCCGGGGGCCCGCGCUCCACCGUCCCGCACCCCGCCGCCCCGAUGCUGGCGCUGCUGCUGCUGCUGGCCCUCCGGGGCUCGGCGGCGGCACCCGCGGGCUCCGAGGGUCCCCAGGGCUCGGCGGCGGCACCCGAGGGUCCCCAGGACUCCGCGUGGCAGCGGGACUCCGAACUCCCGCAUGGGCUGCUGCAGCAGGCGGCGCGGGCGGCGCUGCACUUCUUCAACUUCCGCGCGGGCUCGCCCAGCGCCCUGCGAGUGCUGGCCGCCGUGCAGCAGGGCCGCGCGUGGAUUAAUUCAAAGAAGGAAUGUCAAGUUGACCUGGAGUUCACCACAGAGCACUACAACCCAGAGGAAGGCGAGGAACGUUUGGGGAAAUGCUCCGCUCAAGUGUUUUUCAAGAAUGAGAAACCCAGGCCCACCAUCAAUGUCACCUGUACGCGGUUCAUGGAAAAGAGCAAAAGACAGCAAGAGGAUUACCUGCUCUACAAGCACAUGAAGCAGCUCAAAGACCCCGUGGAUGUCAUCAGCAUACCUGACAGUCAUGGACAUAUUGAUCCCUCGCUCAGACCCAUCUGGGACUUAGCUUUCCUUGGCAGCUCUUACGUGAUGUGGGAAAAGACAACGCAGUUCUUACACUACUACAUGGCACAGCUCAGCAGUGUGAAGCAGUGGAAAACAGAUGAGGAUGCCAUUGAUUUUGACUAUACGGUCCUACUCCAUGAAUUCUCAACACAGGAAAUCAUUCCCUGUCGUAUUCACUUGGUCUGGCACCCGAGCAAACCCCUUAAAGUGAAGUACCACUGUCAGGGGCCGCAGGCACCAGAGGAAGCCUCUGGAAUUGAAGACGGAUCAGCUGCGGCACCAACGACGGGACUUACCAAUUACUGAAAAGGAAAGAAGACCUGCUGUCCCAAAUCCUAAACACAAUGACUGUACAAAGCAGCCUAAGUCAUUAUUCUAGUAAAAUAGCCAGUGUCUAAGGCAUCCUAAUAAUUCGGAAAGCCUGCGAUGCUCAACAAUGAAAAGAUACUGGGUUUUUUACAAGAUAAUAUAUUUCAAUGAAAGCCAAUUGUAGGGAAAAUAUUAUCUGUUUAAAAGGAAUUAUACUAUUUUUAUGAUUUUAAGCAAGUAUUCUUUUAUAACUUGAUAGCUACUUUUAAAUAAAUGUUUACAUUUCUAAAUCAACUGUUAAGUAUGUUUGUAGAGAUUUGUAGGCAAAUUCUGUGCUAAGAUGGAUUUAAAUGAACUCUUAAUAUUGUUUAAUUCAUAUUUUACAAAUAAAAAUAGAGCGUCUCACAGAUAAAGCCUAGUGUCUGCAAACAUGUAUUAAAUGGGACAGUGAUGUAACUGUAAGUAUAGAAAGUAUUUACAGUUUUCACUUUUAAGGACAACUUGGACCCAGUGCUGGCAUAAGUAAUUUACAACAACAGGGGGGAGAGAUUAACCGGGGAACUUAUAUGCAUAUAAGUGCAUAGCCCAUGGACAACAGGGUGGCGAAGGGUGGGUGUGGGGAGGAGGUGGUCAAUGGGAAAAAAACAAUAAACACAAAGGGGACAUCUUUUACUUUUAACAAUAAGAUUUUUUUUUU